This is a messenger RNA of Onychostruthus taczanowskii (white-rumped snowfinch), 3842 nucleotides long. It is a transcript of the gene SGMS2, whose product is annotated as sphingomyelin synthase 2. The record is from RefSeq and is a predicted model, not a curated record. Gene Ontology annotation, cellular component: Golgi membrane; endoplasmic reticulum membrane. Gene Ontology annotation, biological process: ceramide biosynthetic process; sphingomyelin biosynthetic process. NCBI's taxonomy places the organism in Eukaryota, Metazoa, Chordata, Aves, Passeriformes, Passeridae. Bases 745 to 1842 code for a protein of 365 amino acids. The transcript has 6 exons. Gene Ontology annotation, molecular function: ceramide cholinephosphotransferase activity; sphingomyelin synthase activity.
CCUUGCGCGGCGGGCGGGGGCUCCGAGAGGCCCGGCCGGUCCGGCCGGCCCUGUCCCGGACAGCGGCGGCGGCGGGGUGAGUCACUGCUUGGAAAUGGAGGGGGCGGGCGUGCGCGUAGCAGAAUGAAUGAUGUCAGGGAGCACCGCGGCGAGCAUGAGGCUCUCGGCAAACACGGCGGCGGCCGCAGCCCCGAACGAGCGCUGCCCCCGGCGCCCCCCGGCCCGGAGCCGCCCUCCAGCGGGAGAGCCCUUCCAGCUGCGGCACUGCUGAGGCAGGAAACCUCUGCGAGAAGUGUCGUCUCCGCCGACGCCCUUAAAGCCGGUCUCUUUCGCCGGGAGGGAGAAGAGGCUGAGGCUGGGAGAGGAGCAAAUUGCAGGGGAAGGUAGAGAUUGUGGCAAACUUUCUAGCUGCUUCUGCGUGCUGCUGUCUCACCGGUGGGAGUGUCUGCCCAUAAGGAACUGCAGAGCCCAAACCCAGGAGCCCUGAGGCUCCAGAAACGACUUCCAGCCGCCUUUGGAGAGGAACUGCCAGCAGUGCGAGAUUUUGCAUAUACGGCUGAGUAGAUGAUUCAUCUCUAGAAGAAGGAUUGGUCUUCACAAAUUCCUUUGAAAGCACAAUGGAUGCAUUUUAGAGCUCUACAGAAGUCAUCUAGGAACAAGAACUUUGGACUUUGAGGAAUAACAGAGUUCAGAGAGCCCAGAAAUUGGUCACUAAUAAAGCCUCUUUGGCCAUACAGCUUGGAAAUGAAUACCAUUGAGACAGCAAAGCUUGAAGAGCACAUGGAGGGUCAGCCAAAUGAGACUUCUAAUGGCUACUCACGACCUACUCUCUCAGUCAGUGAAGAGAACAAAAAUGGCACUAGCAAACCAAAGGGCUUGUCUAAUGGCUUGCGAAAAACAGCAAAGAAGUAUCCUGAUUACAUCCAGAUUGCUAUGCCUGCUGAAUCCAGGAACAAAUUUCCUCUGGAAUGGUGGAAAACAGGCAUCGCCUUUGUCUAUGCUCUCUUCAACUUGAUUUUAACAACUGUCAUGAUCACUGUGGUCCAUGAGAGAGUACCUCCAAAGGAGCUAAGCCCUCCCUUGCCUGACAAAUUUUUUGAUUACAUUGAUCGUGUGAAAUGGGCUUUUUCUGUAUCAGAAAUAAAUGGAAUGAUACUACUUGGAUUAUGGAUAUUCCAGUGGUUGUUUCUUAGAUACAAAUCAAUAGUGGGACGCAGGUUCUUUUUUAUAAUAGGAACUUUGUACCUGUACCGCUGUAUUACCAUGUACGUCACCACCUUACCUGUGCCUGGAAUGCAUUUUCAGUGUGCGCCAAAGUUGAACGGAGACUCUCAGGCAAAGGUUCAGCGAAUCCUGCGGUUGAUUUCUGGUGGUGGUCUAUCCAUAACUGGAUCACACAUCCUGUGUGGAGACUUCCUGUUUAGUGGACACACUGUAGUAUUAACGCUGGUCUAUCUCUUCAUCAAAGAGUAUUCACCACGUCAUUUCUGGUGGUAUCACUUGAUCUGCUGGCUGAUGAGUGCUGCUGGCAUCAUCUGUAUCCUGGUUGCUCAUGAACACUACACCGUAGAUGUCAUCAUUGCCUACUAUAUCACCACACGGCUCUUCUGGUGGUACCACUCCAUGGCUAAUGAAAAGACUUUAAAGGUGUCUUCGCAGACGAAUUUUCUCUCUCGAGCAUGGUGGUAUCCAAUAUUUUAUUUCUUCGAGAAGAAUGUGCAGGGCUCUGUUCCUUGCAGUUUUUCCUGGCCAAUAUCUUGGCCUCCCAGCUGCUUCAAGUCUUCAUGCAAAAAGUAUUCACGGGUUCAGAAGACCGGAGAGGACAAUGAAAAAUCUACCUGAAGAAAAGAAGGAAAGCAUCUGCUCUGGUUUUUUCAUUUCUGAUUUUUUUUUUACCAAAACAUUAAUGCUGUAACCAAAGCUCUUAAGAAGACUGUAACUGAAGAAGUGGACCAAGCUUCUGUGCAAUUGAUGGAAAGACAAUUGUAGACGCAUAUAUUGCAUUUCAGAUGUUUUCCUCUCAUCCGGCUGUACAGACCUAUUCUACUCUUCAGUGCUAAUGAAAUGCACCACUGAUGGGAUUUUUUUAUUAAAGAAAAAAAAUGGAGCAGGACUGUGUUUAUUAAUGAGAUAGAGGUGCCAAAGACCACAGUAACACUUCCAUUACUAUCACUCAUCCACAGAAGCACCCAAAAGUCUCAUCUUCAGAGCUCUGGAGUGCGUAAGGGCAAAAACAUGCUAACAUGUAAAGGCACGAUAUUGGCAUAUUGAGGUGUAUAAAAAAAAACCACAAUUAUGGGAAGUGGUUUGUUGCAUUAUUCUUGCUAAUGAAGGUAAGGCCUUUGUGUGACUGGUACAGCUGGAAGCAAGUCUGACUUUUUUUACACACUGUGGGUAUGAAUAUCUUAGGACCCUAAAAUACUACUUACCACCGUUAACUCCCAUGUAUUCUACUAUAUACCAAUUUUUACAUUUUUAUUAGUAAUUUUAUAUUUAAAUAGCUGUGUUACCUGACGAAUUUGCAAAUUAUAAACAGCUGCUAGCAUCAGAGCUCAAGGAGCCUAAAAUUUUAUUUUUAGUAAGAGUUUCGAAAUCUGAAUCUUGAAUUACAACUGGCCUUGUGUAUAUAGCUCUACCAGUGCCUGUCAGUGUCUAUAGAUGCAGCUUUACACAAAAGCACAUACCUUAAAAAAAUUAUUUACUGGGAAGAGUAAUCCUAGAGUUCUUGAUGCAGGCAGAAGUUGUACAGCUCUCACCUGCUUGAGGAUUGCAAGGCCAGGUCCAAAAUGGGGCUACAUUUCAAAUUAACAUUUUAAUUUUAGUAGCAAUCUCUUGCUGAAGCUAUGUAGCAGGUUUGCUUGGGAGCCAUGGUUCUCCACUGAAUUUCUUCUUUGGUCUUUUACCUCUUGACAUAUGUUUCUGUGACUUACUUUAAAAAAAAAAACCAAACAACCAAAAAAGUGCUAAGAUGAAAUAUCUACAACAGCAGCAUUUCUUCAAUUACAACGUAAUUUCAUAUUGAAUAACACUGUGGUAGAACUCAAAAACAGAUUACCUUUUUUUCCCAGGUCUGAAGUCCAGCUGAAAUGGCUAUCUAAACAAAUUGGCUGAGUAUGGGGGUAACUACCAUGAGGUGAACAUGUAACAAAACCACAGAUUAACAGCUACCUGUUUCUUGUUGGUUUAUGUUGUUUCAUAUUGUUGUGAAAGCAAAGUAGAAAAUUAGCACACCAUGUUUAGCCAUUUGUAUUCUGUAUUAAUUUCUGCAGUUAACUCAAUACUAUUUUCAGAUAUUCACUAAAACCUAAUGAAAAGAUAAAACUGCAUUGUAUUGAGGUGAUACUGAUAUAAAUGAAAUGCUGCAUAUUUUAAGAAUGUCUUGAACUGAGUGACAAGUGUGAACACAGUUUAAAUAAUGACAACUUGUUUUUAAAAAGUCCAGAGUUAAAGUUAUAAAAUUAAAUAGAAUAUUCCAAUAUAAUAAUUUUCAGUUAAGGGGAUCAUUUCUCUGAGUUGUACAUGAGAAUAUUUUUGUGCAUUUCAAAUAUUUUUGUGCAUUAUCAAAAUAAUACAAUAAAAAGUGUUCCUUUCAAUACAUUUUUGGAAAAACUUAGUUAAGCAAGUUACUUCAUGGAUCACAAUUUUUAAAGCUAAAAUCUAAGCUUUGUGAUACCGCAAGUAUGGUCAUGUUAAUCCUCUUGUAGUAAUACGAUCUUUUAGAAGUUACGGAUUUCAUUAGUAGUCACUGUGCCUUGAAAAUAGCAUGAUGAAAAGCUUUACCUGAGGGGCUUAAGCAGUGGUUUUCAUCUGGUGGCUGAAAAAUAAACACUUUGACAAUGGGA